Molecule: messenger RNA, 312 nt
Organism: Necator americanus (New World hookworm)
Lineage: Eukaryota; Metazoa; Nematoda; Chromadorea; Rhabditida; Ancylostomatidae
Exons: 2
Coding region: 1-312 (103 amino acids)
Source: RefSeq, a predicted model, not a curated record
AUGGUGGAAAAAGAGCGGAAAGCGAUGUUGCGCUACGCUGAUGUGACAUUUUGUGCGGAGGUUGGCGAUUGGUUCAUUCACUCCUCAUCCACCCCGCCCUAUUUGAAACACGUCCGUGUUCGGUACGCAAAUUUUCGUCAUGUGCUGAGAGUUCAGUCAAACAGUCCGGGAGCAUUCGUAUGUUUUACCGUCGCCAAACUAUCGUGCAUGCUGCUGUCCCAUCUAAGUCCCGUUUCAGCAAUGAAAAGGACAAUGCACGCACCUCGAAUGUCUCGAAAAAAGGUAGGUGAUAAUGGUGGAGAAUUUAAUUAA